Molecule: messenger RNA, 890 nt
Organism: Lodderomyces beijingensis
Lineage: Eukaryota; Fungi; Ascomycota; Pichiomycetes; Serinales; Debaryomycetaceae
Source: the annotation of a GenBank genome assembly
AUGUCUCAAUUGUUGUACAAGUACUUCUUACAAAAAGUAUGUGUAUUUCACCUUCGGCAACGUCUCGCGACGCCUCGCAUUUUUUGCAUCCACUUCAAAGGUUGCGAUACACUAACAUAAGCUACUUUCUUUUUUCUUCCUAAUCUUAGACAAAUCUUGACCAUAUCAUCACUGUGGGACAUGGGCACGAGGACCCUUAUUUCGAAGAGAUCCCCAAAAACGAGCUCCAUUUCUACCAACGCAAAGGAGCCAAAAGACAAAGACGUUUGCCCGAUUACAUUCCGCACCACGAUUUAAAGAUUUUGAACAAGGUGAAAAACAGAGCUUAUACCUUGGAUCUACAGUUGAACCUCUGUGGGUUUAGAAUCGGCUGGGCCGGCGUGAUUGGGUUGAUCCCGGGGAUAGGUGACAUUAUCGCCUUGUAUUUUGCUUUGCAAUUAGUCAACACUGCUAAAGGGAUUGACGGCGGUUUGCCCAAGAUGUUGGAAGCGCAAAUGCAGGCUAAUGUGAUGUUUGAUUUCGGGAUUGGGUUGAUUCCUGUUGUGGGUGAUUUUAUUAAUGUUUUGUACAAGUGCAACUCGAGGAACUUUGUCUUGUUGGAGAAACACUUGGUGCACAAAUAUGGGAAGGGCCAGAAUGGUGUGCCGGGGACUGAUCUGCUGACGAAACAUGGAGCUGGGGGCGCGGGGCCGACGACUGGGAAAACAACCACAGGCAAGACAGGGCAGACAUCAGGACAGACAACAGGACAGAUCACAGGGACUCACACUGUCAGUGGAGGCGGGAGUGGAAAUGGGCACAGCGGUGCUGGUGCUAGUGCGGGUACUCCCUAUAGUGGUAGACCCCAGCCGCCUAUACCGGAAUCGGCCCACGUUGCUCACAAAGUGUGA